Molecule: messenger RNA, 2295 nt
Organism: Fragaria vesca subsp. vesca
Lineage: Eukaryota; Viridiplantae; Streptophyta; Magnoliopsida; Rosales; Rosaceae
Product: pentatricopeptide repeat-containing protein At2g33680-like
Exons: 1
Coding region: 1-2295 (764 amino acids)
Biological process (GO): RNA modification
Molecular function (GO): protein binding; RNA binding
Source: RefSeq, a predicted model, not a curated record
AUGGAUACCCUUCUCUCCAACCCCUUGCUUCCCGCUCUUUACGUAUCCCAACGACCCUUCCCUCCAUUCCACAACAGCUUCACCAAUUCCUCUUCUUUUUGCGCCACAUCUCCCCGGAACCCGAAACCCAACACGCUCCAUUUCUCUGCCAACUCAACUCAACAACCAGCACAACACAACCUUCUCUUCAAUGACUGGCCUCAGCUCCUCCAGCUCUCAAUUAGGUCCAAAAAUCUCAUGCUCGGUCAGGCCAUUCACGCCUUCUUAGUCAAAUGCCGGUGCCAAAGCGACACCGACGCAUUCCAAGGCAACAAUCUCGUAAAUCUCUACUCGAAACUCAAUAGAUUGGAGGAUGCACGCCAGGUGUUCGAUGAAAUGCCUGUGAGAAACACAAUCACGUGGACUACUCUCAUGAAGGGGUAUUCCGGGGUUGGCGAUUACGCAUCUCUUUUUCGAGUUGCUGGGGACUUGUUUCGGGGAGGGGAGAGGUUUAAUGAGCAUACUUGCUCUGUGAUUUUGGAGGCGUGUGGUUUGCUACAAGAGCAGAGAGGUGGGGAACAGGUUCAUUGUUUCGUUGUGAAAAGCGGGCUGCAGGACAAUGUUUUUGUUGCCACUUCAUUGGUGUCUAUGUACUCUAGAAGUGACUGCUUGGGCGACGCCGAGAAAGUGUUCGGUGACAUGGAGUACAGAGAUGUUCAGUGUUUUAAUUAUAUGAUUUUGGAAUAUGGGAAGGCCGGUUGUGGAGAGGAAGCAAUUGGGGUUUUUAUUGAUCUUCUGAGUUCUGGUUUGGAUCCAAAUGAUUAUACAUUUACUAAUGUAAUCAGUGCGUGCAGUGGAGAUGUGGGUGUGCAGGAAGGCCGGCAAUUACAUGGGCUGGCUGUGAAGUAUGGUGUUCUUUGUGAAACUUCUGUUGGAAAUGCAGUUAUAACAAUGUAUGGAAAGCACGGGAUGAUUGAAGAGGCCAAGACAAUGUUAUAUGCACUGGAGGAGAGGAACUUGAUCUCUUGGACAGCGGUUUUAUCAAUGUACGUCAAAAAUGCCUGUGUUGAUAAGGCUCUGGAUGUUUUCUUGAGAGUACAUGAUCUAGGCGUUCGUUGUGAUUCUAGUUUUUUAUGUGCUGUUCUUGAUGCCUGCUCAGAGUGCAGAGAUGUGAAAUUGGGACGUCAAAUUCACGCAUUUGUUACAAAACUUGGUUAUGACUCUGGUGUCCAUGUUGGGACUGCUUUGAUAGACAUAUAUGCCAAAUGUGGGAACCUUCAAUCUGCAAGACUGGUUUUCGAUGGUCUUUCAGGUAAAAAUACUGCCUCACUCAAUGCGGUUCUAGCUGGAUUCAUGGGAUCACAUAUACAUGUUGAAGAGGAUGCCAUUUUCUUAUUUAAUCAAUCAAGAUAUGCUGGCAUAAGUCCAGAUUCCAUAACCUUUUCACGGCUCCUUAGCUUGUCUGCUGAGGAAGCCUGCUUGGUUAUGGGCAAGAGUCUUCAUUCUUACGCUAUCAAAGCUGGACUUGAAGCCAAUUCCACUGUAGGUAAUGCUAUGAUUACCAUGUAUGCCAAAUGUGGUAGCAUUGAAGAAGCUUUUCAAAUGUUCAAUGGUAUGAAUAGUCGUGAUUUUGUAUCCUGGAAUGCCAUAAUUUCAGCAUAUGCUCUUCAUGGAGAAGGCACCAGAUCACUUACGCUGUUUGAAAAUAUGAAGGAAGAAGGUUUUGCUCCUGACGGAAUUACGUUGUUGGCUAUUCUUCAAGCUUGCAGUUACUCUGGAUUAUGGGAAACUGGGUUAUGCUUAUUCAACGAAAUGGAGCUAAAAUAUGGGACUAGGUCCGUGAUUGAGCACUUUGGUUGCAUGGUCGAUCUUUUGGGUCGGGCUGGGAAAUUUUCAGAAGCCAUGGAUUUCAUCAACACAAGUCAAUUUCCAGACUCACCGAUGCUUUGGAGAACUUUAAUCAAUGUGUGCAUGUUAUGUGGGAAUUUGAAUUUUGGCAUUUUAGCUUCAAAGCGUUUGCUUGAGUUGGAACCUGAUGAGGCUGGGUCAUAUAUACUUGUUUCAAAUAUGUAUGCUGGAGGAGGAUUGUUUGAUGAAGCUGCAAAAGUUAGAACUGUUAUGAAUGACUUGAAAGUAAACAAAGAAGCAGGUUGCAGCUGGAUUGAAGUAGAUAAUAAGUUUCAUUAUUUUGUGGCAAGUGAUAUGGACCAUCCAAAAACUGAUGAAAUUUAUGAGAAGUUGAAUCUCUUGAAGAUUCAAAUAAAAAUGAACAGUCAUGAUAGAAGUGAUCUCUGCCUGGUCGCAGAUCCUUUAUAA